Molecule: messenger RNA, 1258 nt
Organism: Lemur catta (Ring-tailed lemur)
Lineage: Eukaryota; Metazoa; Chordata; Mammalia; Primates; Lemuridae
Product: liprin-beta-1-like
Biological process (GO): neuromuscular junction development
Cellular component (GO): presynaptic active zone
Source: RefSeq, a predicted model, not a curated record
UUUUUCAGGUCUUGGUUGGAAUUUGCGCUUGACAUAUAAGAAGAUGAUGAGUGAUGAAAGUGACAUGUUGGCUUCGGCACCAGAGAAGAUGAAUGGCAUCGGAGUAGAUUCUAAGGCUCUGGAAUAUUCCAAUGGGUCUGAUUGCCAGUCUUCCACUUCUCUGUUCACAGGAAGCUUGCGAGCUCUGCACCUUGUGGAAGACCUGCGUGGACUGUUAGAGGGGAUGGAAACAGAGGAGAAGGAAGGCCUGAGAUGCCAGAUCCCAGACUCAACAGCAGAAGUGCUCGUUGAAUGGCUUCAGAGUCCAAUGACGAAUGGACGCCUUCCUGGGAACGGAGACGUGUAUCAGGAAAGGCUGGCACAUUUAGAAAAUGAGAACGAAUCCUUCGUUCGUCAGAUAAGUGUGUUAACAGACCAGCUGGAGGCUCAUCGAGAGAAGAUUAGAGAUUUGGAGCACAGAGGGAAGUUGAAUAUCACAGAAGAAAUGCUGCUGCAGGAACUUCUGCGCAGGACUUCUUUAAAAAUUGAGAGAUUUCAUCUGCUGGCUGACAUUCGUGACUUCAAGUCAAAAGUGAUGGCUAUGGAGAAUGUCAACUUGGAUUAUGAAGACAAGUCUAGAGACACAGAGAGGCUAAAUCAGGAGGUCAAUGAUUUGAGGUUAAAUGUCAGUGAAAUGGACAGUGAAAGAACUGAGUAUGAAAGAAAGCUUCAAUCAACCAAACAUGAACUGGCAUCUUCAAAAGAGCAACUGGAAGAAAAGGAAUCUGAAAUAAAAAGGCUACCAAAAAACUUUGUUUGCAAGAUGAAAAGAAAAGAGAUUGAAAUUCUUGAUAGAGGUAAGAAUGUAUGUUUAACAUUUGUUAUCUUGUUAAAAUCCUCCAAAAUCUCUGACACAGAAAAGGAGACGGCAGAGCACCUAGAUCGGGCUGUAUCCUCUAAGAAGAAAGGUUCACGGGGGAACAGUACCUUUUUGGCAUCUCCACCGUCUCAGGAUUCCAAAAAGAAAUUCAGAGGUAUCAUGAAACUCUUUCGAAGACAGUCUCAGGGACCAGCCAUUGCCUGCUAUGGAAUUUCUCUUCUAAGCAUCACUGGAAGUUUUCUCUCCAAAAGAAUGGAAGAUUCAGAAGUGAGACAAAUAGAUGCAUUCUCUGAAGGCAUCGACAAUCUGACACACCUGUUAAAAGAAGACGACAUGUUUAAAGACUUUGCUGCCCACUCCCCCAGAGCCCGCAUCACAGACAAAGACUCAGAUGUUUGA